AAUCGAAGAUUUCUCUCUCUGUAUCUCUCUGUCUAUCUCUCUGUCUCUCUCUCUCUCUCUCUCUCUCUCUCUCUUUGUGCUGCUGAUAUUGAGCGUUUGGAAACGUUUGUUUUCGUUCAGUGUGAGGGUGGACCUAUAGUUUCGUAAGACAAGCCUGCAAGACCAUCUUCUUCGCCCAGAAACACGGAAGGACACGGACAGCUUUUUAAACAUCUGCAAGACGUUCACGCACCUGUGUAGUCCCUAGGAACUUGCCUCAAGAUGAAGAUCGCCGUUCUUGGUGCCACAGGGCAAACGGGGCAGCAGCUGGUUGGCCAAGCUCUACAGCAGGGGCACAUAGUCACAGCCGUUGUGAGGACUCUUGGAAAACUGACUGUAACUCAUGACAACCUCAAGGUGGUUGAGGGGAAUAUUUUCUCAAAAGACAGCCUGAAACCACACUUUGAAGGCCAGGACGCUGUUAUGUCAUGUCUUGGGUUUCCACCGGCUCCUUUGGCUGGAGUCACUGGCUACACUGAGUCUAUAACAGCAACGCUCAGCGCUAUGCGAGAGGCCAGAGUGAAUCGAUACAUCACCAUGACGUCAUGGUACACUGAACCUAAUUCUGGCAACAAAGCUUCCUUCUUUAUCCGUUACAUGCUGCUGCCAAUGAUUGGAAGCGUUUUGAGCAACAUGUACAAGAUGGAGCAGGUUUUGCAGGAAACUGAGGACAUCAACUGGACUGUAGUCAGGCCACCUGGACUCCAGAAUACACCUGUAACAGAAAAAGAGAUCCUGACUCACGAAGGUUACUAUGUCCCUGAUGAGAAUGGCAUCCCUAUAGGACAGAGCGUGUCCAGAGCAGACGUCGCUCGCUUCAUGCUCUCUCUGCUCGGCACCAACUCCUGGAUAAAGAAAGGGGUGGCCAUCAUCACCAAAUCAUAACACAUACACCUAAACACUAAAACAGAUUCUCGUUUAUUGCCUUUACCACAUGUUGCCUAUAUACGCUUGUUUUCAGUAAACAUCACUGUUUAUACAUAAUCUUUAACUAUAAGGGACGGUUUAUAUUAAUAACCAGAUGCCAAAAAUAUUUUUUGCCAAUGCCUUAUGAACAUUCAAUUCAAGCUCUUCACAGUGCAUUUUAAGUAAUGAGGGUAAAAUAACUAAUGAGUAGAGGAGUCUUGGUUACUGCAGGAAACUCCUUUUUUAUUCCAAAGCAAUGGAUUAUCUUCUACAACUGCUUCAAGUACACAAUCACAGCACUUUGUCAAUCAGGGUUCACAAUGUGUUACUUAUUAAAGGAUUGUAUGUUCUUACUAAUAAAUAUAUUCUUAGCAUUGCC
Molecule: messenger RNA, 1324 nt
Organism: Colossoma macropomum (tambaqui)
Lineage: Eukaryota; Metazoa; Chordata; Actinopteri; Characiformes; Serrasalmidae
Product: flavin reductase (NADPH)-like
Exons: 5
Coding region: 262-924 (220 amino acids)
Source: RefSeq, a predicted model, not a curated record